This is a messenger RNA of Trichoderma gamsii, 189 nucleotides long. RefSeq lists its product as hypothetical. The transcript has a single exon. The coding region runs from base 1 to 189 and encodes 62 amino acids. The record is from RefSeq and is a predicted model, not a curated record. Lineage: Eukaryota; Fungi; Ascomycota; Sordariomycetes; Hypocreales; Hypocreaceae.
AUGAUUUCCGGGCAGAUUGAGCUUGUCCAUGUCGAUUCUAAACCCAUCUCUCUUCUGCCUCCCUUUUCAAAUGGCCAAGAAUCCAUCAGAGUACUACUAGAGACAAUACUGGUACGAAGAGGUACUUCUGCAGCAGAUAUUAUUAGCCUGAUCUGCUAUGGAAUUAUGCUAGCGCUGGUGUCUAGGUAA